Puma concolor (puma) is the source of this 2820-nucleotide messenger RNA. Lineage: Eukaryota; Metazoa; Chordata; Mammalia; Carnivora; Felidae. The record is from RefSeq and is a predicted model, not a curated record.
AUGUACAUAAGAUGGCUCUUCCAGUUGUCACAACUCCAGCAGCCUCGGAGGGCAGCCUUCCUGAAGCACAUCCAGGGCAAGCACCAGGGAGCCAGGCACUGGACACAUUCUGGAGGCGGCCCCUACAGAGCGGUGAUUUUUGAUAUGGGUGGAGUUCUCAUUCCUUCUCCAGGGAGAGUGGCUGCAGAAUGGGAGCUACAAAAUGAUAUCCCUCCUGGAACUAUACUGCAGGCCUUUAUCUCAGGUGGUGAAAAGGGGCCCUGGAUGAAAUUUAUGAGGGGAGAGAUAACAACAGAGGAUUUCUUACAGCAAUUUGGGAGACUUUGCUCUGAAAUCUCAAAGACCUCCGUACCUGUGGGCUCCUUUUUCUCCCUGCUGACCAGUGAGCAAGUGGCGAAGCAGUUCCCAGUGAUGACUGAGGCCAUAACUCAAAUUCGGGCAAAAGGCCUUCGGACUGCAGUCUUGAGCAAUAAUUUUUAUCUUCCCAACGGGAAAAGCUUUUUGCCCCUGGACCGGAAACAGUUUGAUGUGGUCGUGGAGUCCUGCCUAGAAGGUGUCUGUAAGCCAGACCCCAGGAUAUACAAGCUGUGCUUGGAGCGGCUUGGCCUGCCGCCUUCUGAGUCCAUCUUUCUUGAUGAUCUUGGACCGAAUCUAAAAGCGGCUGCCAGCCUUGGCAUUCACACCAUAAAGGUUGAUGACCCAGAAACUGCAGUAAAGGAAUUAGAAACCCGUUUGGGUUUUACGUUGAGAAUGGUUGUUCCAAACACUUGCCCCAUGAGAAAGACAAUGGACAUUCCACGAGGUUCCUUGGAGAAGUACCUUAAAGACUUACUGGGGACCCAAAGCACAGGCCCAUUGGAACUCCUUCAGUUUGAUCUUGGGCAGUCAAAUCCAACCUACUACAUCAGGCUAGCUAACCACCAGCUGGUUCUGCGGAAGAAGCCCCCGGGGACACUCCUUCCAUCCUCCCAUGCAGUGGAGAGGGAGUUCAGGAUAAUGAAAGCCCUUGGAAAUGCUGGGGUGCCUGUCCCCAGAGUUCUUGACCUCUGUGAAGACUCAGGAACUGAGGAAGGAGUUCAGGCCCAGGGUACUGGAUGUUUCCUUUCUCCUUCGUACACGAACACAGGGGACUAUAUUUCACAUCAGGUGCAAACCUGGAUUAAGCACUAUCGAGCCUCAGAAACCAGCAGCAUCCCGGCGAUGGAGAGGCUCAUCCAAUGGCUGCCGCACCAUCUUCCCAGGCAACAGAAGACCACACUGGUGCAUGGGGACUUCAGGCUGGACAACCUGCUGUUCCAUCCAGAAAAGGCCGAGGUGCUUGCCGUCCUUGACUGGGAACUCUCUACCUUAGGCGACCCCCUUGUGGACGUGGCCUCCAGCUGCCUGGCUCACUACUUGCCAUCCAGUUUUCCCGGGUCCCUGCUGCGAGGUUUCAGUGACUGUGAUUUCACUCAGCUGGGAAUCCCUACUGCAGAGGAGUAUUUCAGGAUGUACUGUCUUCACUCGGGGAUCCCUCCUACUGAGAACUGGAACUUCUACAUGGCCUUCUGCUUUUUCCGCAUGGCCGCGAUCCUGCAGGGAGUCUACAAGCACUCGCUCACAGGGCAAGCAAGCUUUGUGGACACCGAACAAAGUGGAAAACUGCCUGAAUUUAUGUCUAACCUGGCAUGGGAUUUUGCCAUCAAAGAAGGGUUCCGGGUUUUCAAAGAGAUGCCAGCCACGAAACCGUCAAUGAGGUCCUAUCACACUCAGGGGUCACAGUCCCUGCCGAGCACCUCAGGCGUGAGCAGUUAUAUCCCCUUUACAGAAUCUUCCCUGGCUCAUGCCUCAAAGGGAACUCUGGUUCUCUCUCCAGAGGGCCUUUCCCCACCAGUCAGGGAGCUGUAUCAGUGACUAAAGCCAUGACAUGUGUACCCCGCUGAGUCAGAGCUUAUGAGUCACCAAGCCUCAGCAGAGGGAUGGACCGCUUCCCUGCUGAUUGAAUAUCUCAAUGGAAAGCAGCGUAUGGAGACCAUUGAACAGAGUGACACUACUUUAGCUGAUAAUGGAAAUACCUGCUUGUUCUUUGUCAGGUUCUCUUCCGUCCUAGAGGAGGGGGGUUUCCAUGUCACAGAUGGUCACAAGGGAUGGAUCUCGGGCAUCCUGGAUCCCCGCUGCCAACUCGGUGUGUUGGGAAAAAUAGACCCGCGUGCCCCAAGCCACUGGCAGCAGUUCAUGCUCUUGGUUCACAAUACCCCGGGGACAAAAAUCAUCCCGUCUCUGACACAGUCUGGGCUAGAGGACGCUCAGGGGACAUGCCUGAGGAGGAUACUGGUCAGGCUGGGCUUCGAGAUUACCCAGAGAGGACUGAAUCCCAGCAGCAUCCACUGAUGCAUGCGGCUAACUGGGUACUCAGGGAGGGUCCUGGCGCUCAGGAAAGCCCACACCGAGUGCUUUCGUGUGAAACAAGAUGAUGUUCUUGCCAAGAAGCUGCGACCCUGUCUUUGCUUUGCAUCUGUUACUUUUGAAGUUGGAAAUUCAGAGCAGAAUGGGUCUCACUCUGUCGAGGUGAUCAGAAGGAAAAGGCCAGCCUCUAUGGCAGCGGAGGGCAAGUUCCAAGGUCCAAAGGGUCAUGGGCUGGCCUUCGGAGGAGCAGGGCUGAGCACUAACUACCUCUCGGCUCAGUUCUUCGCCGGGGCCCCUGUGCUGCACUUUGCCAACAGCCUUGAUGAGGUGCAGCGGGCAGCGGUGGCCAAGGUGGAGUCUAAGUGCCGCCUUCACGUCAGCAGGACUGUAGCAACGGGACCUGUGUUGUUGUGCCUGCAGUGCCCAAAACUUUAG